CAUGGAUGACUUGACUGUUGCUUAAAGACUGAGCCAGUGGUCUGGGCGAGCGCCAGCCAGCAGCUCUGAACUGUGGGUGUGGGUAUGAGAGGAAAUCGGAUGUGUUAACCUGGUAGUCAGCCGGUGAACAGGCCGCCGCACAGCUGUAUCCAUCUGAGCGGGACUGAACAACCGGUUGCUGUUGCUACCUAGCCGGCAAAACCCAAACCCGCUGACUUCACCAGUUUAAACGGGACGAGUAGUGUGUUGGGGGGCAAAGAGGGGCCUCUGGCUCGUACGACUCGGUUUACAGCUGCCCUGGAGAGCUUAGCACACAGGUUCAUUUUGCGGAGCAACAUCCUGCUGCGAUGGACAACCUGAGUGAAGCCCUGGAGAAGCUGAAACUAGCAUCAACAGACUGCGCCAAUGACAGCGUGGAAGGCUGUCUGGACUGCCUGCUCAAAGCACUCGCCAACAAAAACACAGAGGCCAGUAUGAAGAUCCGGGAGAUGGGCGUUCUCCCCUUGCUCCCCACACUGCUGAGCCCCCAGUCAUCCUGCACUCCUAAAGUAGCCAAUGUGAUAGCUGAGGUGGCCAAAAAUGAGUUUAUGCGGAGCUCUUGUGUGGAAGCUGGCCUCAUCCCUCCUCUAAUUCAACUGUUAAACUCCACCGACCAGGAGGUUUUACUGCAGACCGGCCGAGCUCUUGGCAACAUCUGUUAUGACAGCCAUGAGGGCAGGAGAGCAGUUGACCUGGCAGGAGGGGCUCAGAUAGUAGCUGAACACAUUAAAUCCCUCUACCAAAAUACUGAGCCGGAAAAUGAGAAGCUCUUGACUGUCUUUUGUGGCAUGCUGAUGAACUAUAGCAAUGAUAAUGAUUCUUUACAAGCCCAGCUCAUCAAUAUGGGUGUGAUUCCCACUCUGGUAAAGCUGCUAGGCCUCCAUUCCCACAAUACAGCCCUCACAGAGAUGUGUCUAAUUGCCUUUGGGAAUUUGGCCGAACUCGAGUCCAGCAAAGAGCAGUUUGCCACCACCAAUAUUGCUGAGGAGCUGGUGUGUCUUUUCCAGAAGCAGACAGAGCACGAGAAGAAGGAAAUGAUUUUUGAGGUCCUGGCUCCACUUGCGGAAAACGAUGUGAUAAAGCUGCAGCUGGUGGAGGCCGGCUUGGUGGAGUCUCUGCUGGAGGUGGUGGCUCAGACAGUAGACGGAGAGAGGGAGGAGGACAUCGCCCAACUCAAGACCGCCUCCGACCUCAUGGUUCUCCUGCUGCUGGGAGGUGAACACCAGGGUUUGACUGAUGCACCGGGCCAAUAUGAGUCCAUGCAGAAGCUGUUUGAGGGAGGAAAGGGCAGUGUCUUCCAGAGGGUCCUGUCCUGGAUACCAUCGCACAACCAUCAGCUGCAGCUGGCGGGGGCUCUGGCCAUCGCCAACUUUGCUCGCAACGACGGGAACUGCAUCCACAUGGUGGACACUGGUAUCGUGCAGAAGCUUCUGGAGCUGUUGGAUCGCCACGUAGAGGAAGGCAACGUCACUGUCCAACACGCCGCUCUCAGCGCCCUGCGGAACCUGGCCAUACCUGUGGUUAACAAAUCCAAGAUGCUGUCAGCGGGCGUAGCAGACGUGGUACUGAAGUUUUUGCAAUCAGAGAUGCCUCCAGUCCAGUUUAAACUUUUGGGAACAUUACGUAUGCUCAUCGAUACACAAGCUGAGGCUGCAGACCAGUUGGGAACCAAUGGGAAGCUGGUGGAAAGACUGGUGGAGUGGUGCGAAGCCAAAGAUCACGCAGGAGUGAUGGGCGAGUCCAAUAGGCUCCUGUCUGCUCUCAUUCGACACAGCAAGUCUAAGGAAGUUGUCAGAACUGUCAUCCUGGGAGGGGGAGUCAAGCACUUAGUUACCAUGGCAACCAGUGAGCAUAUGAUUAUGCAGAAUGAAGCACUGGUGGCUUUGGGACUCAUAGCGGCACUGGAUUUGGUUGCAGCUGAGAAGGACUUUGUUGGAGCCAACCUGGUGUCAGUGCUGCACAAGCUGCUUUCAGAUGAGAGGAGUGCUCCAGAGAUCAAAUACAACUCCAUGAUCCUCAUCUGUGCAGUCAUGGGCUCAGAGCCGCUUCACAAAGAAGUCCAGAGCCUGGCCUUCAUCGACGUGGUGUCCAAGCUGAGGGCUCAUGAAAACAAGACGGUAUCACACCAGGCAUCGCUCACAGAGCAGCGGUUAACCGCCCAGAGCUAAAUGACUGUGUCCAAGGCCCCACACCCUCACAACACCCACCUAAAUGCCUGCCUGACCACGUAAUUACCCAACGACACCCCAUGACUGCUCUCCUCUGUGCCCCAUUGUCAUGUGCCAAGGUACCAUGUCGCGUUUACUGCCAGCCAGACAUACCUAUAUGUCUCCACCCUCGACCCUCUGCCCCGCCCACCUCCACAAGGGCCAGACUGAUGUGGGUUUUAGAACGCCAGCACUUUCUGCUUUUGUUCAAAUCAUAAAUUUAUAUAAUAUAUCAUUUUUAUUUUAAAUGACAAGAAUGAGAGAAUGCCUCUGAAACUGUUGUUUAAAAACAGUUUCAGAGGCAUUCUCUCAUUCUGGGGACACCAAAUUUUUCCUCUAAAAGCCAUAACAAUUAGAUUUAUUAAGGUGGGUUAGCAGGUCUUUAAGGCAGGCUUUCAUUUUAGGCUUCAGAGUCUGACACCGUUUAAAGCUCAACUGAGUGAUAUUUUUUAGAGGUCAGCACCACUGACUUACUGGUAUAUUUUUUUUAAUGGAAGCAUCAGUCUACCCCUUGUCCCCACCUCUACUUGUGCAUGCAUCUUCUGCUACAAGUAGCUCCACAUGAGCUGAGGCGCCAUAGACAGCCUGACGCAAUAGAUUAAGAGACGACACUCUUUUACGACCAUAGCUGUGAUCCCAUCCGCCGGUAAACCCAUCAGUGAAAAUGUGCACAAAAGAACAAAAAAAACUUACUGUUGUGAUUUUUAUUUUAUUUUUAAGAAAAAUCAGCCAUCCAUGACAUGCCCAGUUGUGUCCCAUGUAGCUUAAACGCUGACUAGAAACUGCAUGUUUUAGUCCUGUUGAAGGUGUGCCAGUGUUCAUUUUACCUCUACCGCUUGCAUACCCCAGAGUACAGCCUGCUCCUCUACUCACAACUGCAGUCUUGUUUUUGCAACUUGUUCUUUGAGACUUGGUUCAAGAGAUUUUAUUCAGAUAUUUUAAUCCAUUUAUAAUAUCUCCUCCACACUCCCCCCCCCCGGGCCAACUACUCUACAGUGAAAGUUCAGAGGCUCCAAACGUUUCCAUCCCAUAGCUGAAAGAGAAUCAGGGAAGAACAAGGUGAAACACAUACAGUGAAGAACACAUCUGUAGUCAGGUCGACCUUUGUUAGCUGAAAUCACUUUUCAAAAAAAUUACAAAGUAACAAGUAUGUGAUUUAGCCUGACAGAAAUAUCUGUUACAUUAAAAGUCAAUACAAUGCAUGAAUAAAAAUUGGCACAAGAUGGUAGAGCCCUCCCUGGGCCAGACUAAAUCAUGACAGUUUUCUGCCACUUUAUACGCCGUUGAGAAAAUUGGCUCCAAUCAAUACAUCACAGUUAGACACUUUGCAAAGCCAAUUUUCUACAGGUAAAAGUUCUAUAGUUUGUGGCGCUGUGACAAUAAUCUAUUAAGAAAUAUAUUUAUUUUUUAGAUUUCAGGAGAUAGAGCUUCAGGGAGUGAAACUUGAUGCUGGACUUAGCCUGUUGUUCUAACUUCUUUGUCAGAAAAUCAGAGGGUGAUGAAAUGAGGCAGCCACCAUUCCACUAAGGGUGGGGUUUGUACUUGUGUGUCUGUGAAUGAACAGCGCGUUCUAUGGUAGCAUGGAGCAAAAUCUUGGAUAUUAUGUGAACAGGUAACUGAAUGCUGUUGGAAUCCCCCCCACAUAUCCACCACUGCCACCGAUCCCCCAAGAGGACAUGUCUCUCUCGUGUGACUGUUGGCUCUUCUGGUCAAAGGGAUUUCUGCUAACACGCACAUCUCAGCAUGUCCGACACUGUACCGACACCCUGUUAACAUGCCAAGGUGUGUUUCCUGGUCUGGGCCCAUACUUUUUUUUUUUUAAGUAUGAAUGGUUAUUUAUCAGAUUUGUGCUGUUCUGAAGUCACAUGCCAGUGGAGAUGUAUCCAUAGUAACUGCGAAAAAAUUAUAAACUUAAAUGUUUGUUGUAAAUGUCAUGAGUUGUACAUUUGGAGGAUUGUAACUCAGCAGAUAAUUAAAAGAUGAUAGCUGGUCA
Molecule: messenger RNA, 4239 nt
Organism: Scophthalmus maximus (turbot)
Lineage: Eukaryota; Metazoa; Chordata; Actinopteri; Pleuronectiformes; Scophthalmidae
Gene: rap1gds1
Product: RAP1, GTP-GDP dissociation stimulator 1
Exons: 15
Coding region: 348-2207 (619 amino acids)
Biological process (GO): positive regulation of GTPase activity
Cellular component (GO): cytosol
Molecular function (GO): protein binding; guanyl-nucleotide exchange factor activity
Source: RefSeq, a predicted model, not a curated record